UGCUGGUCAGAGCCAACAAGAUAAAGGGAUUAUUUUCAUUUCCAAUAUUUGUAUCAACUGGUAAUCGAACACGAUGUUGGAAAUGCUUGAAUACAGCCACUAUCAGGUGCAGUCCCACCUGGAGAACCCCAGCAAGUACCACAUGCAGCAGGCUCCGCGGCAGCAGGUGAGGCAGUAUCUGCCCACCAGCCUGGGGGGCAAAGCCGGCAGCCAGUUCCCCAGCCAGCCCCCCGAGCACGGCAUGCCGCCCGGGCACGGCAGCAGCGCCCCCAACAGCCCCAUGGCGCUGCUCACCCUCAGCUCCAACUGUGAGAAAGAGAUGGAUGAUGUCAUUGAUGAUAUUAUAAGCUUGGAGUCGAGUUACAAUGAUGAUGUUCUCGGCCUUAUGGACCCAGGACUCCAAAUGAACAACCCGCUCCCUGUGUCUGGGAACCUCCUCGAUGUGUACGGCAGCCAAGGGCUUCCCCUCCCGGGCCUCGCUAUCAGCAACUCCUGCCCCAACAGCAUUAAGAGAGAAUACUCAGCUCCUGGCAUGAAGCAAGUACUGGACAAGUCUGAUUCCUGUGGCAUGUAUGAAAACUAUCAAAGACAAGAGGGCUUUCCUGUAGAGGCUGAAGUCCGGGCUCUCGCUAAAGAGAGGCAGAAAAAAGACAACCACAACUUAAUUGAACGGAGACGGAGAUUCAACAUCAACGAUCGCAUCAAAGAACUGGGAACCUUGAUACCCAAGUCAAACGAUCCAGACAUGCGCUGGAAUAAGGGCACCAUUCUCAAAGCCUCCGUGGACUACAUCAGGAAGCUGCAGCGGGAGCAGCAGAGAGCCAAGGAGCUUGAGUGCAGACAGAGGAAGGUGGAGCAUGCAAACCGCCACCUGCUGCUUCGUAUACAGGAGUUGGAGAUCCAGGCCCGUGCCCACGGCCUAACGCUGGCGUCCUCGUCACCCGUCUGCACAUCGGAUUUGAUAGGCCGAGCCAUUAAACAGGAGCCCGCCAUUGGCGACUGCCCCGUGGAGCUGUACCAACACGGCUCGGCCCCAGACAUGUCCCCCCCCACCACGCUGGACCUCAACAACGGCACCAUCUCCUUCGAUCACGUUCCUGCAGACGACACUGGUCCCUAUGAAGACUCCAGGACAUGUCAUUUGAAGGAUUUGUUAAGGGACACCCUGUCGCCGAUGUCCCCCAGUGAUCCCCUGCUGUCCUCCAUGUCCCCAGAAGGCUCCAGCGCCAGCAGCCUCCACAGUUCCAGCUCGAGUAUGGAUGAGAAGGAGCAUGGCUGUUAGCAUACGGACACGUUCCACUCACCUUAAAGGGACCUGCAGUGGACCAAUUAUUUAAUAAACUCUUUAUUCAUCUUAAAUACAUAUUUUUCUUACGUUCUUUUGCUAAGAAAAGCUAAUUGCUGAUCCACAACGUUCAAUGUAAUUGUACAGCUUUACUAUUUUUUCAAUGUUGGAUGCAGGCUGCAAGGUCUGCUCUUAUAGAAAGGUCCAAUGGACGACUAGGGUAUAUCAUUUGUAUUGAGCUCUCCAUGGAGGUAACAUAUGCAUGAAUAUGUUGUUAGUUAAGCACAAUACGUUUAUUAUGUUAUAAAAGAAAUUGAGUACUUUCAGAGUAAGUCCUAAUAAUGAAUGAGGAAUAACAUUUAGAAAUGUACAGUUUAUAGCAGCUUUUGGACAAAACUGUAUAAACUAUUCAUGGAUUCAUAGAUCAGAGGAUGUAUGUUUUCUCUUAGUUUGGACUGAAAUUGUUGAUACCAUUUUACAUUAUUUUGCUAAUGUUUUGUUGAUGAUAUGUUGUAUAUAGCGCAGUAAUGUCUUAUUUAUGUGCAGAAUGCAGUGUACAAGAGGGUCAAACUGUCAAAUAACUUUUUAUUGUAUUUUUUGGUCUGUUCAUUGUUGUCUUGUAACUUGCUGUUAUGUAUUUAUCCUUCACGUUGUAAAUAAUAUGUAUUCUUGAAAUAUGUACCACACAGAACACGCUGUCUUUGCAGGAAAGAAACCACCGGAUGUACAGAAUAUUAAAGGGUUCACACAUAGACAUUA
Molecule: messenger RNA, 2044 nt
Organism: Pungitius pungitius (ninespine stickleback)
Lineage: Eukaryota; Metazoa; Chordata; Actinopteri; Perciformes; Gasterosteidae
Gene: mitfa
Product: melanocyte inducing transcription factor a
Exons: 9
Coding region: 74-1282 (402 amino acids)
Biological process (GO): regulation of transcription by RNA polymerase II; melanocyte differentiation
Cellular component (GO): nucleus
Molecular function (GO): protein dimerization activity; DNA-binding transcription factor activity, RNA polymerase II-specific; RNA polymerase II cis-regulatory region sequence-specific DNA binding
Source: RefSeq, a predicted model, not a curated record